CAUUUAAAGCAAGACCGAAAGGAAAACGCCAGCGCGCUCAGAAUGAAGACUUGAAUCUCGAGAGAAUUUUAUUUUUGUUUGUUUGUGUUUUUCAUGUAAGGACUAUUUCAGGAAUCUGCAAAUAUUAAAAAACCAGGAAAGAAAAGAAAGUGCCGUCCGGCGUCGCUCUCCGUGUGUGUCAGCGCGCUGAGGUAUCCUGGAUGAGCGCAAAGUGUCAGCUUCAGCACCCGAGGAGAGGACAGCUCCGCUCUGUCUGCUCCUUUUUGGACCUCCAGUCCAAAAACUCUCCUUCGGCUUCUGAUGUCCACACUUGGAGUUUGACACUGUGCGCCCCAUACAAGCCGGGAAGAAGUGUAAAAGGAAGAUCCAGUGACGGAGAGAGCCGCGACCGACUGUGUGCUCAAUAUGUACCAGGGGCAUUUACAGAGGGACCCAGCUAUUGUUUGCGGCUUCUCUCUGAAGCUAAGAGGAAAACAUGAAAGAGGUGAGACGCUAGAGGGGAAAGACUCUAGGGCUGCAGAUAAGACUGUUGCCAUGGUCCUGAAGGAGAUACCAAGUAAGGCGUCAUCAGAAGGGAAGCCCCUCCUCACAGUGACUACAAAGCUGGUGAGCGAGCAACAAGAGAGCCGCCCGCUUCUAAGCCCUUCUAUCGACGAUUUCCUCUGCGAGACCAAGUGCGAUGGGGUUUCCCGCCCAGUUACUUCCAACACAGCCGUUCUCUCUUCAACUCUGGACCUGCUAGAUCUCAGCGAACCUGGAGAGAGGAGGAACAGCAGGGACAGAAAGAGUGCCCUGUUAUCCCAGGGAGACAGCCAGAAGAACACCUCACACAGGAAAAAGACAGAUGAGACAGAGCUGAUCCAGGUGGAAGUUGAACAUACGGCACCAAGCAUGCGAACCCCAGAGAGGGCAUCACUGGACUCAGUUACAAUUGGCUCACUGGAUAAAUGGGAAGAAUUGAAUCCCAACCCUGAAAGAAAUGGCAACAGAAAAUGGAAGCUGGAGAGACGACGUUCUUCUAAAAAUUCAUCUAAUGAGUUUCUGUGGUCCAUAGAUUGUAAACCACAGAUAGACUCGUCAAAUAAGAAUACCCUGGAAGCAAACACCAAACUGGAACCAGAGUCUGCACUGGCGUCACAACUCAACAGGCAGUAUAUUAGUGGAAGACAUGCUCGCUUAACGAAGGAGCAGCGGUGGGGGAGCGCGCUGCUGUCCAGACAUCAGUCCCUGGAGGAGGAGUUUGAGCGGGCCAAGGCUGCUGUUGAGUCAGAUACCGAGUUCUGGGAUAAGAUGCAGGCAGAGUGGGAAGAGCUGGCUCGGCGAAACUGGCUGACGGAAAACGAGCAGGCACAGAUUCCCUCCACUGUGUCUCCGUACGAGAAGGGUUACUACUUCCACACAGAUAAUCCUUAUAAGGACUUGCCUAAUGCAUUCGAAGAGGGACUGAAGAAAUCCCGAGAGGGAGACUUGCCAAACGCUGUGCUUUUGCUUGAAGCAGCUGUCCUACAGGACCCUCACGAUUCAGAGGCCUGGCAAGUCCUGGGGACCACCCAGGCUGAAAAUGAGAACGAGCAGGCAGCGAUUGUCUCCCUCCAGAGGUGUUUGGAGCUCCACCCAAACAACCUUAUAGCCCUCUUGGCUCUGGCAGUGAGCCUGACCAACACUGGUAUGCGCCAUGAUGCCUGUGAGGCCCUCCUCCGCUGGCUGAGACACAAUCCCAAGUACAAGCAUCUUGUCAAAGGCAAGACUCAUCUAACGGGAUCUCCAAACUCCCAGCGCAGGAUGUCUCAUGCUCCCAACCUGGGCAGACAUGAAAGCUCCCUGCUACCAGAGGUCAAGGAGCUCUACCUGGAAGCAGUUCAGCAGAACUCUGACAGCAUCGACCCAGAUUUGCAGACGGGCCUCGGGGUGCUUUACAACCUCAGCGGAGAGUUUAACAAAGCCGUGGAGGCCUUCAACACGGCUUUGUCAGUGCGGCCCGAGGACUACUUGUUGUGGAACCGCCUCGGGGCCACGCUGGCGAAUGGAGAUCGAAGCGAGGAGGCGGUGGAGGCUUACACAAGAGCCCUGGAGCUGCAGCCGGGGUUUAUCCGGUCCCGCUACAACCUGGGCAUCAGCUGUAUUAACCUGGGGGCACACAGAGAGGCGGCCAGCAACUUCCUGACUGCCUUAAGCCUUCAGAGGAAAAGCCGGAGUCGCCAGCAGUCCCACCAGGUGAUGUCUGGAAACAUCUGGGCGGCUUUGAGGAUAGCUUUAUCCAUGAUGGACCAGCCUGAACUCUUCCAGGCUGCAAAUAUCGGCGACUUGGAUCAUCUCAUGCGGGCCUUCAACUUAGACAUUUGACGACCAGGAGGCAGUAAUGCUAACAUCUGCCCCCUCUUCACUUACUAUCUGAUUUCUACCCAACAGCCAAAAGUCCAAAGUGCACAGUCAGAAUGGACUGAUGGACGUCAGAGACAACAGUGUAUUUUUAUGCACGUCCAAAUUAACUACAGUCGUCAAAGCUAUUAUAUUUUUCACCCAAGUACCUCGGAGCAGUUCUGGGGACAGGUUCUUCCAAGGGUUUGAAGGGACUGCUCUGUGUUGGAUUUGCACUGUAAUUUGUGAUUUCCCUGAAGAGCACAAGGACGGGCAAAGAUUGUACGAGCAAUGCCUUAGAGGACACAUCAAUUAAAAACUGACUCAUCCAGCGGAACAGAGCCGGCAGAGACGGACGGUUGUACGAGCCUGAUAGAGCAGACCUCACAGGCCGUUUUCAAAGAAAAGAGAGGAAAAAACAUUUGACUCCUGAAGGAUGGAUUUAGUGAGCAAAUGACAAAGACUGCAGCGUAUAACCUGGAACUCCAAGCUCUGUUCCUGGCUUAUUUUCAUCCUUUCAAUGGGAAAAUAAUGAUACUGCAUGAAUAAGCAUUUUCAUAACUGGAUUCUUGUUUCAAAUUAACAUACUUUUAGAGGUUUUCCCUUUGCACAUCAGAUAAACAGAUAUAACUUCCUCAGUCCGAGUGGAAUGUGCAAGCCUUACUCAAAAGCAUGCGACCAACAAUAUUUAUUUAUACUAUUUUUAUGAAAACAGAAAAAACCCACACUGAGCCAUUUUCAGACUAGUUUCAUUUUCUUAAAUAACUGCUGUCUUUUGAACUUGAAAGCUUUCUGAACCACUAAUUUUUGUUUCGCUCGGUUUUUCUCUCCUUUCUUUUGGCUCCUAGCUCCUCUUUGUUCCCUUUAAGCUGACUGCAGAAACACAGAAAAGCUAUAAAACCUUCAUUAGUCUUUUCAAACUUUAGCAUAUGAAAACGUUAUUCUUAACAAGUCUAAAAAUAUCUCUUUUUAUCUUCUUCUGCUAGUUCUGGGAUGGCUUCAGAGUUACUAAUGACUACUGUACACAUUAUUCAGUCCUUUUUUAUUUUUGCUGACCUGACUCAGUUUGUUUUCUGUUGUCAGUAUCUGCUGACGCCGUCACUGGUGUCUUUGCUGCUCCUCCAAAGACAGCAAGGCUCAUGCAUUUAAUAGUCAUAAUGCAUGAUUUGAAUAUUUACGUAAGCUUGGGCAGAAUGCUGCACAUGUAUGAUGAACGCUGUUCGUUUCACCACACACUUCAAAUCACAUCAGGUUGAUGUUCAAACUCGAGAUGGUUAUGCAUCUGCAGAAAACAUGAUUGUGUAAAUACAGUGACUCUCCUGCUGCAGGACGAAAGCUUUUCCUUAGACAUACUUUUUAGCUGACAGCUUCACUUGCAUCACUGCUGCUAGUUUGAAAGUCACUCUCUGAAGUGAAUACCCUGUACCUCGCUGUGCAACAGAGUAAAUGAUAGAUAAUCUUCUGUACUGCAUAGCUCAGCACAUUCGGGUGUUUAUCAGGCGUGUCCACGGUCUGAGGGUUUUUAUUGUAGCUCCUAUGCAAAAGGUCAUGUUUUAUGUUGCCAUUCUGAAUUGUUGCGGGUCCCCGUCUGCCUCGGCAGACUGAAAGGAAGCGUCAUUUCGGUGUUUGGAAAGAAGACUAUCAGGCAGAACCAGAGACCAGUGUGAGAGCCAUUCAUCUUCCAAACUGUACAGCCGGGGUGUCACGGUCUGUACAAGAAGAAGUGUUUCAUCAGGAAGUUGCCAGAAUGAAAACAAGUGUUCUCCCAGGGAGAAAGUGGUCAGAAGCUCUGACUAAAAGAAAGACUGAUCGACACAAAGAGUGCAGCCUUCUGCUUUUAGAACCAGGUUGCACGGACAUAAAUAAAUAGAUCAAACACUAGACGAGAAGUCAGAGAUACACAGCACAUAUGUGCAUGCCUCUAACAGUCGGCCUCAGAGGGGAGCUAACAGCGACUUUGGCAACGAGGCCAAAGCAGGGGUGCAUGCACAAAUGUUUUCACGGUGGGAGACUGGACGAUGAUAAAAGGUAUCCUUCGCUGGAACAAAUCAGGUUUACAUCCAGGAGUUCAUGUUUGAUUUCUGUUUGAUUAGCAUUAAAUUACUGUGGAAGUCAAAUUUAAGCAUGCUUGUAGCUCCAUACAUGCCAGCGAGGGUCUGUCUGCCAGUUUGGCCCAGACUGAAAGGGGUGGCGUGAAAUUUGCUUCCAGCACGUCUCCCAAAAACAAAAGUGUCACUCGGCUGGCAGAAUGGGUUUAGCCCAAAUAACUGCAAAGUUUGCGACGGCGCCAUGAACCUGCAUCGAGCUACCUUUAGAGCCAUUUGGCUGUCAGCGUUUUAAUAUAAUAAAGCUUGUGGUUAAAUUCGAUAUGGAAGCUCUGCAAUCCCUCACCUGCCUGCUUUCUUGUUCAGCCGCUGUUCUGUUCUUUAGAUCAUUGCCACACUUUCACACCCAGUCAUAAUACUCUCGUUCAAUCACCUUCUUGCCUGCCUUCUUUGAGCCAAUUAGCUUCCACUCUGGUUUAAAUCUGUGCUCUUCAUUGCUCUCCCUUUCAGACUGUCAUUUGCACAACCCACCUCGUCCCCAUCUCUAUUUUCAUGUUCACCACCACCAGCGUCUAGACUCCAGGGGGUCCUGUCCUAAAUCCUAUUCCUGCUGGGACAGGUAAGAUGGGUCACCAGAGUCUGAUCGCCAAAUACAUUCAUUUCUUUGUCUCAACAAAUCAUGUUCAGUUCUUGAUCUCUCCUUAUUGAACACAGGAGAUAUAAUAAUAAUAAUAAUAAUA
This is a messenger RNA of Maylandia zebra (zebra mbuna), 5143 nucleotides long. It is a transcript of the gene pex5la, whose product is annotated as peroxisomal biogenesis factor 5-like a. Gene Ontology annotation, cellular component: cytosol; peroxisomal membrane. Lineage: Eukaryota; Metazoa; Chordata; Actinopteri; Cichliformes; Cichlidae. Gene Ontology annotation, biological process: protein import into peroxisome matrix, docking. The record is from RefSeq and is a predicted model, not a curated record. Gene Ontology annotation, molecular function: protein binding.